Molecule: messenger RNA, 1036 nt
Organism: Phycodurus eques (leafy seadragon)
Lineage: Eukaryota; Metazoa; Chordata; Actinopteri; Syngnathiformes; Syngnathidae
Exons: 3
Coding region: 108-455 (115 amino acids)
Biological process (GO): regulation of autophagy
Cellular component (GO): intracellular membrane-bounded organelle; mitochondrial outer membrane
Molecular function (GO): 2 iron, 2 sulfur cluster binding
Source: RefSeq, a predicted model, not a curated record
GCAGGACGAGACCAACGCUAGCAGGAAGAGGUCGGCGUCAACUUGCACGCAACCGCUCUUGACCUUGCUGCGGACGCCAAAGAACGCAGCGUCCAGACAGAGAAAACAUGGUAACCACCAUGCCACACUUAUCAGCCAGCUCGGGAAUGAGGUUGUCAAAAGAACAUUUCCUGGUCGCAGUGCCUGUGGCGGUUGUCGCAGCCAUAGGAGGCUUCCUCGUCAGCCGUUACUUGAGCGGCCGGAGCUGCAAAAGGGGCCCGGUGAACACGUGCAUCAGCAAAGAUAGUCCCAAAGUGGUGCACAGUUUUGACAUGGAGGACAUUGGCUCCAAGGCUGUGUACUGCCGCUGCUGGAAGUCGAAGAAGUUCCCUUACUGCGACGGCGCCCACAGCAAACAUAACGAGGAAACCGGCGACAAUGUGGGUCCCCUCAUCAUCAAGAAGAGGGAUGUUUGAGCCAACCAAUCCUGACUUUGGCACCCCCUCCCCUGUUUGUCCGAGCGGCAUUAUGAUGUCGCAAGGACAGUUAUGGUAUUAUGUUGUCACAACAAUUCACACAGGCCUCAGUAGAAUCUGCUAACCCACAAAUUGAUAUGAAAGUAUUAUGAGUAUGAGUAAAAUGAAAUUACACAUUUGCAACAAUGAAUGGUCAUAUGUGGCAUUGUUAAAGGCUUGACCCAUUUUGGAAUGGUUUGUGUGAAAAGUUACACUUGACCUGAUAUAAGGGAACUGAAAGCCUGAAAAUCAGUUCAUUCCAAGACACACUACAAAGACGAUUGUUGCAUGUUUUAUUUUUGUGCUAAGUGCUAAGCUAAGAGCUAGAUGUUUGUCUUAAAUCAUCCUCUCUCAUCCUGAGAAGUAUUGAUGAGCCAUAAUCAGUCACUGUGGGAACUCUUGUACAGUAUGUCCCCAAAGCUAAACUCUGCUUAUCAGAUUUUACUUUUUCUUUAGUUUUUCUACUGUGCCCUGUGUGUCCGAUUCCAGGGUGUGUUCUUCUCUAUCAUGUGAAUAAAAUAUUUUGGUUUUUUUUUGCGAAA